Bipolaris oryzae ATCC 44560 is the source of this 777-nucleotide messenger RNA. RefSeq lists its product as uncharacterized. The transcript has a single exon. Lineage: Eukaryota; Fungi; Ascomycota; Dothideomycetes; Pleosporales; Pleosporaceae. Bases 1 to 777 code for a protein of 258 amino acids. The record is from RefSeq and is a predicted model, not a curated record.
AUGGCGUCAUGUCAUGUCCCACUGCUGGAUUUUGCCCGGCAGAAAAUCAAACGCGCCCCUCCAUCCAGUUGCCAUGGAGCUGCCGACCCCAUCACCGCCCGACCAGGGCACGGACGUGUUAUCAUCGAUGUCCUACACUUUAUCGAUCCCCACCCGUUUGCUUGGCUGAGCUAUGGCCAGAUCCGCAUGCCGCUAGUCCCUUUCCCCUCAUCCUCCGACCCAUCACGAUCGCGACGACACAUUCGCCAUCGCGAUGGGCAAAUCAUUCGGUGCGACUCACAGGGUAUCACAUUGACCAGAUUGCGAUGUACUCAUUAUAAACACGGUCCUUUUGUUGCAGAAUGCCUGCUUUCUGCCUUCGCUUCUUCUCCACCGGCGGAGACAACAACACCAGAUUGCCAACUAGUCUGCCUCUCCAAUACACACCGUUCCGGAAGGAUGCGCAUCCGCCGCCCAUGCCUAGAACCCGUCAUCGUCCAAGCAAGAUUGCAGUCUCGCCGUCACGCUGAUCACAUGGCGCCGCCGUUGUUCGCAGUGACGACCUUGUUCCGUUGUCAGGCAACCUGUCAGCCAAUUCCUCAGUCCAUGGCGUGCUCGAAAAAAAUUGCUCCUCGACCGCCCACAAUCAUAUAUUGCGAGCGACGAGUCGCACGACACGCAUUCUAUUGCCAUGCAUAUCCACGCUCGGCUCGACUUCCCGUUGUUUCACGCAAUCUCGCACCAUUCUCCUUUGUCAAAUGUGCAGUGGUUGCUGUCCAGAAGCAGCACACCAAUUAA